This is a messenger RNA of Protopolystoma xenopodis, 312 nucleotides long. NCBI's taxonomy places the organism in Eukaryota, Metazoa, Platyhelminthes, Monogenea, Polystomatidea, Polystomatidae. The record is from the annotation of a GenBank genome assembly.
GCAUCCAGUGGUACGGGUAUCCUUCAGAUUCUUAGAAUCGGAUAUCAGGGCGCGCUUAACGGCUACUCACUUGAGCUCUCCACUCUGCAAAUAGUCCCGGAAAAGCUUGUCGUAAGAAGAAUCCAACUGAGUAAUUUCUUCCAAAGAGAAAGAAGCCUCUGUCGGCUUCCCGAAAAAGUAAUGAGGCCACAAUUCACUUGGGCCCAGUCAGACGGUCGUCCAAAUUCGCCGCCAACGGCCUCUCUCCAGCCUCCUCGGGUGGAGGGAUAUGUCGGAUGUCUUCGUCGCAUCAUCCAGAAGGAAGAUGCCUGA